Molecule: messenger RNA, 2466 nt
Organism: Cryptomeria japonica (Japanese cedar)
Lineage: Eukaryota; Viridiplantae; Streptophyta; Pinopsida; Cupressales; Cupressaceae
Product: receptor-like protein kinase At3g21340
Exons: 12
Coding region: 1-2466 (821 amino acids)
Biological process (GO): protein phosphorylation
Molecular function (GO): protein kinase activity; ATP binding
Source: RefSeq, a predicted model, not a curated record
AUGGGUCUGAGUCCUGACGCAUGUGGGGGAUGCACAGAUCAGGACCCUACAGUUGACAGUUCAGCAGCUAUAGGCACAGGUACUGGCGCAACAACAUCAGAUUGCCUAGCUGACGCUAGAGAGAGAUACAGAGAUGCAGCAGCGCGGUCGGGCGGAGGAGUUGGUAGCGAGCAUUCAGAGAGUGGCAGCAGGGGGGCCGAUGAGGGAUAUCAUGAGGGACAUAUCCUUGAGAGUGAGGGAGGAUUCAUCAGCCUUGCCUGUGGAGGAAGAGACCCAGUUUAUAAUGAUAGCCACAGCAUAAGUUGGACGUCGGAUAAUCUCUACAUCAAAUCUGGAGAAAGCAACACACCCUCAAAUACACUCGGGACUGAUCUUGAUUAUCAACUGCAACAUCUCCGCAGUUUUCCCCAAGGGAAACGAAAUUGCUACGCCUUACCUGCAAACCAGGGAACCAAAUACCUAAUCCGUGCCUCUUUUCUUUACGGCAACUACGACGGCCUUCAAUAUCCUGACGAUGAAUACGAUAGGAUCUGGACAGCAGGAGUAAGUGGAUCGAAUGUAAUUCCCAUCAACACGUCUAAUAAGGUCGAAACCAAAGUUACAGGUGCACCAGCUUCUGUGAUGAGCACUGCCGUGGUUCCCCUCAACAUUUCAUUCUUACGACUCUCGUGGACUAGAAAUUUUGACCCAUCUGGUGAAUACCAUUUUGCCAUGUACUUCCUGGAGAUUCAGGAAUUGAAACCCAAUGACAUCCGCGAGUUCAGUAUUAGCAUAGGUGGCAAGCUAUGGUAUAAAAACAACCUACGCCUUACAUACGAAGAUGAGACCAUUUAUUCAGAUCCAAGCUACCCAAUGUCUAAACCGGGACCAUUGAACUUUUCGCUGAAUGCGACCGCCCGGUCCACGUUGCCACCUCUAAUCAAUGCCUGGGAAGCCUAUCGCCUUAGCUCCGUUCUUCUCAAUGGCACUUACGUAGAUGAUGUGGUUGCAGUUGUUGAUAUUGUAAGAUACUUUAAUUUAGAAAAGGAUUGGACAGGUGACCUUUGCAUACCAAAACAAUAUUCUUGGAAUUGGAUAAAUUGCAGCACAGAUUCUUCACCCAGAAUUAUUGCAGUUGUUUAUGGGAAUAAUAUGGAUUGCCAAUCCAAUGGUUGCAAUAAUCCUCCUGCUAAAAAUAAGAGCAAGAAAACCGUAGUUGUGUGGGGGACCAUAGCUGGAGUUGUAGCAGUUGCAAUUUUCAGUGCAGCAUUAGUGGUGUUCAUAAAAAGUUUCAAGUCAAAGAAGACUACUCCAUUAGCAGUGAGCACAACAAGUAAGACAGAAGAAAAAUCUACGCAGUUAGCUCUUGUAAAAUUGGAAGGAUGUCGAUCAUACAGUUACCAAGAGGUGAUAGAGAUGACCGAUGAUUUCCACAAGCAGAUCGGAAAAGGAGGAUAUGGACCAGUUUACAUAGGUUGGCUUCAAGGCAAGGAAGUAGCAGUCAAAGUAUUAUCUGAUAAGUCGCAUCAGGGUCCGAAAGAAUUUUCUACUGAGGUGGAUAUGCUCUCUAGAGUACACCAUAAGAAUUUGGUAAAAUUCAUUGGCUACUGCAUUGAGGAAGAGAAUAUGAUUCUAAUUUACGAAUUUAUGUCCAAUGGAGACCUGCGACACUCUCUCAAUGGUCAAAAUUUAUCUGGAAAAUACCUCGAUUGGGAAACAAGGGUCAAUAUUGCAUUGGAUGCUGCUCAAGGUUUAGAGUAUUUACAUCAUGGCUGCAAUCCAUGCAUUAUUCACAGAGAUGUGAAGAGCUCAAAUAUCCUACUCAAUGAUCGCAUGGAGGCAAAAGUAGCAGAUUUCGGAUUAUCAAGAAUUGCUCCUUUGGAAGGAGCUACUCACAUUUCUACAGUAGUGAAAGGCACCAUGGGAUAUAUAGAUCCAGAAUAUUACAUUCUUCAUCGACUGACAGAAAAAAGUGAUGUAUAUAGCUUUGGGGUUAUUCUAUUAGAAAUUAUUUCUGGACAGCAUCCUGUGGUUCUUGAGUCCUCAGAUGGAGAAGCAGCUCACAUCACUAGCUGGACAAGGGAAUUCAUGUUGAGGGGAGAUAUAGAGAGCAUUGCAGAUCCUGCUAUGGAAAAGAAGUAUAAGAUAGAGGGCUUAUGGAAAUUAGCAGAGUUAGCAAUGGCAUGUUGCUCAAACCACUCAGUUCAGAGGCCGACAAUGAGUGAGGUGGUGGUGGAGUUGAAGGAAUCGAUGGUAUCGUCAUCCCACUCGAAUCCAAGCUCAGAGCUUCCACAGUGGAGAUCCCCAACUAAUCUUUCUCCUUCACGUGAAGAUCCAUACCUAUCCGUGGUUUGCAAUGAUUCAUUCAGACAUAUUUAUUUUGUUACUGCAGCUGUUUGUAAUGUGCCACUUAUUGAUAUUUUUGGCGUGGGCAUUUCCACUGAUAAAUUAGGUCUGCGUGCAUGUUUCCAUUUUAGUAUCGAUUAA